This is a messenger RNA of Indicator indicator, 2575 nucleotides long. RefSeq names its product inner membrane mitochondrial protein (gene IMMT). Bases 1 to 2277 code for a protein of 758 amino acids. Gene Ontology annotation, cellular component: MICOS complex. The transcript has 16 exons. Gene Ontology annotation, biological process: cristae formation. NCBI's taxonomy places the organism in Eukaryota, Metazoa, Chordata, Aves, Piciformes, Indicatoridae. The record is from RefSeq and is a predicted model, not a curated record.
AUGCUGCGGGCGUGUCACCGAGCGGGCGUCACCGUGGCCGCGCAGAGCAGCCGGUGUGGGAGAGUGGUGCUGCGCCCAGCACAGCUGUACCGUGGCUAUGCCACCCACUCUGGAGAGUCUGGGGUCUCCGUGGGCAAGGCCAUCGGCACAGGGCUGCUGCUGGUGGGCGGCGGUGUGGGCGGCACGGUGCUGUAUGCCAGCUACGACCCAGGGUUCCGUGACAGCAUGGAGAAGGCUCUGCCCUACUCCCAGAGGCUCUUCGAGGUGGCCCUCGGCCCUGCAGCCCCCAGCGCACCGCAGGGCACCCCCUGGCCCAAGAGACCUGCGCAGCACGGGCCGCUGAAGAUCUCUUCUGUAGAAGAAGUAAUGAAGGAGUCUAAACAGCCUGCUACCAAAUCCCAGCUGAGCAAACCAGAAGGGGAUAUUGCAGCAUCUGCUACCACAGGCAAGGAGGCAGCACAGAUCAUCUCCGCCACAGGGGUGGCCGUGUCGGUGCCAGCGCCGGGGAUAGAGCCUGAAGAAGGUGAAAAGAUCACAGAACACCAUGAGCUAACCCCAAGGGCUGUAGAGCAGAAGGUUCCCCAUGCCAUAAGGGAACGGCCCCCAGAAGAAGUGGCAGCCCGGCUCGCCCAGCAGGACAAGGAGGAGCAGGAGAAGAUUGCAGCCCUUGCAGCAACCUUAGAAGGAGCCCUCAGCACAACAGCUCGCAUCACCCUUCAGGCCAUCACUGCCCAGGAGUCUGCUGUGCAAGCAGUGAAUGCCCAUUCCCAGAUACUGAAGGAGGCCAUGGACAAUUCUGAGGAUGCUGGGGAGAAGAAGUCCUCUCAGUGGCGCACGCUGGAGGAGGCCCUGAAGGAUCGGAGGAGAGCAGUGGAUGAGGCUGCUGAUGCCCUUCUGAAAGCCAAAGAGGAGCUAGAGAAGACAAAAGGAGUCAUCGAGAAUGCCAAGAAGUCUCACCUGGCAGGAGCCAAGCCUCACAUUGUGGCUGCAGAAGAAAAUCUCCACCACAUGCUUGUUGACUUGGACAACGUUGUGAAGAAGGUGCAGGCAGCCCAGUCCGAGGCUAAGAUCGUGGCUCAGUACCAUGAGCUGGUGGCAAAGGCUCGGGAGGAGUUCCAGCGGGAGCUCGACAGCAUCACCCCCGACGUGCAGCCUGGCUGGAAGGGGCUCAAGGUAACUGACCUAGCCGGGCAGUUGUCCCCGGAUGACCUGAGCUCGCUGGUGGCCCAUGCCCACCGGCGCAUCGAGCAGCUGAGCCGGCAGCUGGCGGAGCAGCAGGUACGGCAGCAGCAGCGCAUUGAGGCCGCCCUGCAGCAGCAGAAGCUGGAGGACAAGAAGGCCUUGGAGGCAGCAGUGGCCAAGGCGCUGGAGCACCACCGGAGCGAGAUCGACAUGGAGCAGGAGAAGAAGGUUGAAGAGGUGCGAGAGGUGAUGGAGAAUGAGAUGCGGACGCAGCUGCGGCGGCAGGCUGCUGCCCACACUGACCACCUGCGGGACGUCCUCAAGAUCCAGGAGCAGGAACUGAAGGUGGAAUUUGAGCAGAACCUCUCUGAGAAGCUGAGUGAACAGGAGGUGCACUUCAGACGCCUCACCCAGGAGCAGCUGGACAACUUCACCCUGGACAUCAACACAGCCUACGCCCGGCUGAAGGGCAUCGAGCAGGCCGUGGAGAGUCACGCAGUAGCAGAGGAGGAAGCCAGGAAAGCUCAUCAGCUGUGGCUCUCUGUUGAGGCCCUCAAGUACUGCAUGAAGACAGGCUCCGGAGACAGCCCCACGGAGCCGCUGGGGGGCGCAGUGAGGGCCAUCCAGGCCAGCUGCAACAACGCCUUCACAGAGACCCUGACGGGGGCGCUGCCGCCGCAGUCGCUGACGCGGGGAGUGUACAGCGAGGAGGCGCUGCGGGCUCGCUUCCACAGUGUGCAGAAACUGGCCAGGAGGGUGGCCAUGAUCGACGAGACCAGGAACAGCCUCUACCAGUACUUCCUCUCCUACCUGCAGUCUCUGCUCCUCUUUCACCCGCAGCAGCUGAAGCCCCCUGCUGAGCUCGGCCCUGCUGACCUCGACACCUUUAAGCUGCUGUCUUAUGCCUCCUACUGCAUCGAGCAUGGGGACCUGGAGCUGGCAGCCAAGUUUGUCAACCAGCUGCGGGGGGAGUCCCGGAGGGUGGCACAGGACUGGCUGAGUGAGGCGCGGAUGACCCUGGAAACCAAGCAGGUGGUAGAGAUCCUGACGGCCUAUGCCAGUGCUGUGGGGCUGGGCAUGACACAGGUGCAGUGAGCUGGGUCUGCAGCCCCGCGGGUGCUCAGCCCUGCUUCCCAGCAGUUGCAGCCCAGGCUGCCCGCAGCGCUGGCUUGGAGCUGGGCUGCAGCCCUGGUGCCUUGCACUGCCUCUGAACUCCACCGGCUGUGUUUGUGUUGGGUGUGAGCUCCCCUGGCAGGCAGCUCCAGGAAGCUUCUCUGCAGGUUGUGUAACAGUUUUGUCUCCCUAUGGUACCAGGCAGGCUGCUGUGAUCCAACCAAAACAAAGUUUGCCUCCUGCCAUUCAUUUGCCACUUUGUCAGCUGAAUAAAACAAGA